AUGGGUGGUGUAAUGGGUCUCGGAGCAUUGGUCGGUAAAGUGUCUGUGGAUACCCUCUGCAUCUUUCAGGUCAGAGUCGUGCGUGGUCUUCUUUUUGUUCUUAAGAGGUUACCAGUGCAUGCAAACAAAGAGCAGGAGGAGACAAAUCAUGUCCUAACACAAGUUCUUAGGGUAGUAAACAAUGCCGAUGAAGCAAACAGUGAACCUCGACGGCAAAGUUUUCAUGGAGUUGUUGAGUUCCUUGCACAGGAGUUGUUUAACCCAAACGCUUCAAUGGUUGUGAGAAAGAACGUGCAGGCUUGCUUAUCACUGCUUGCAAGCAGAACUGGCAGUGAGGUCUCUGAAUUGCUUGAGCCUCUCUAUUUGCCAUUGCUUCAGCCUCUGAUUUCACGACCUCUUCGUUCGAAGAAUAUUGAGCAACAGGUGGGCACUGUUACUGCUUUGAACUUUUGUCUUGCACUCAGACCACCUCUUCUAAAGCUAUCUCCUGAGCUUGUCAAUUUUUUGCAAGAAGCACUGCAAAUUGCUGAGGCUGAUGAAACUGUGUGGGUCACCAGGAUGAUGAAUGCAAAAGUAAUUCUCACAUGGAACAAACUCAGAACUGCAUGUAUUGAACUACUUUGUACUGCAAUGGCAUGGGGAGAUCUAAAAGCUCAAAAUCAUACUGAAUUGCGAGCAAAGAUUAUUUCUAUGUUUUUCAAAUCUCUAACAUGCAGAACGACAGAGAUUGUCAAUGUUGCUAAGGAGGGACUUCGUCAGGUUGUUCAGCAGCAAAGGAUGCCAAAGGAUCUUCUACAGAGCAGCUUAAGGCCCAUUCUAGUAAACUUAGCAAACACAAAGAGCCUUACCAUGCCAUUGCUACAGGGGUUGGCUCGUCUCCUUGAAUUGCUAUCAAACUGGUUUAAUGUCACUUUAGGUGCCAAGCUAUUGGAUCACUUGAAAAAAUGGCUGGAGCCAGAAAAGCUUGCCCAGACUCAAAAAUCUUGGAAGGCUGGAGAUGAACCAAAAAUAGCAGCAGCUAUGAUCGAGCUGUUUCACCUUCUUCCCCCGGCAGCAAGCAAAUUCUUGGAUGACCUUGUUACCUUGGUAAUUGAUCUGGAAAGGGCACUUCCUGAAGAUCAGUUUUACAGUGAGAUCAACAGCCCAUAUCGUGCUCCGCUUGCUAAAUUUUUGAAUCGUUAUGCUGUGGAUGCUGUUGACUAUUUUCUUGCUCGAUUAAGCCAUCCAAAGUAUUUCAGGAGGUUUAUGUACAUAGUCUGCUCGGAUACUGGGGACCUAAGGGACGAACUUGCAAGGUCACCUCAGAAAAUACUUGCAAGUGCCUUUUCACAGUUUUACUCUCAAACUGAAGCAUCUGCUGCUCAAUUAUCUUCUGUAAAGGAUGAAGCCCUUACUGGGGCUAUAUCUGAGAGUUUUACAGUACAAUCUUCAUCCAACAUGGUUACUACUUCUGAGAGUUACUUUAAUGGAUUAGAGCUUGUCUCAGCCCUUGUGAAAUUGAUGCCAGAGUGGCUCCGUAACAACCGGGUUGUCUUCGACACCUUGCUACUUGCUUGGAAAUCACCUACAAGACUUGCGAGGUUGCAGAACGAGCAGGAUUUGAGUUUACCCCAGGUGAUGGAAAGCAAGAGGCUUAUCAAAUGCUUCCUGAACUACUUAAGACACGAUCGCACUGAAGUUGGUGCACUCUUUGAUAUGCUAUCAAUAUUCUUGUACCGGAGUCGUAUAGAUUAUAGCUUUCUUAAGGAAUUUUAUGUCAUAGAGGUUGCUGAAGGAUACUCCCCAAAUUUGAAGAAAACUGUUCUUAACCACUUUCUGAACAUUUUCCAGUCAAAACAAUAUGGGCAAGAUCAUUUAGUUGUUACCAUGCAGAUUCUUAUACUUCCAAUGCUAGCUCAUUCUUUUCAAAAUGGACAAAGUUGGGAAGUUGUUGAUCCUACUAUAAUUAAAACUAUUGUCGAGAAGCUUCUUGAUCCUCCAGAAGAGGUCAGCGCUGAAUAUGAUGAACCAUUGAGGAUAGAACUUCUUCAGCUAGCUACACUACUUUUGAAGUAUCUACAGACUGAUCUUGUUCACCAUCGAAAGGAACUCAUAAAGUUUGGUUGGAAUCAUCUCAAGCGUGAAGAUAACUCCAGCAAACAGUGGGCCUUUGUGAAUGUUUGCCAUUUCUUAGAGGCCUAUCAAGCUCCUGAAAAGAUUAUUUUACAGGUCUUCAUUGCUCUGCUACGGACAUGCCAACCAGAAAACAAGCUGCUGGUGAAGCAAGCUCUCGAUAUCCUCAUGCCUGCCCUACCUAGGAGACUUCCUCCUGAAAAAAACGAUAGCCGCAUGCCAAUAUGGAUCAGAUACACCAAGAAAGUCCUUGUGGAGGAAGGGCAUUCAAUUCCAAACAUGAUUCACAUAUUCCAGCUUGUUGUUCGCCAUGCGGACCUCUUCUAUAGUUGCAGAGCCCACUUUGUUCCUCAGAUGGUCAACUCUCUUAGCCGCCUUGGAUUACCAUACAACACAACAGCGGAAAAUAGAAGGCUUGCAAUUGAACUUGCUGGGUUGGUAGUGGCAUGGGAAAGACAGAGGCAAAGUGAGAUGAAAGUGGCGCAGGAAAAUGAGAGUCAGAAUCAAUUAGGUGACAUGCUUAAUCCUUCUGUUAUUGGUGGUGAUCCAAAACGGUCCUCUGAUGUUCCGUCGUUUGCUGAUGAUUUGAGUAAGAGGGUGAAAGUUGAGCCUGGCUUGCAACCUCUUUGUGUAAUGUCUCCGGGUGGGGCAUCUAUACCUAAUAUUGAGACACCUGGAUCUUCAGGGCAACCUGAUGAGGAGUAUAAACCUAAUGCAGCAAUGGAGGAGAUGAUCAUUACCUUCCUUAUCAGGGUAUCUCUUGUGAUUGAGCCUAAGGAUAAGGAGUCUAGCUCAAUGUACAAGCAAGCUCUUAAUCUACUGACUCAAGCUCUGGAAGUCUGGCCAAAUGCCAAUGUUAAAUUCAAUUAUCUGGAGAAAUUACUUGGGAAUCUGUCACCCACUCCUCAGUCCAAGGACCCUGCGACAGCCCUCGCACAAGGCCUUGAUGUUAUGAACAAAGUCUUGGAGAAACAACCCCGUCUCUUCAUCCGAAAUAACAUCAAUCAUAUUUCUCAAAUACUGGAUCCUUGCUUCGGCAACAAAAUGCUGGAUGCUGGAAAGUCACUUUGUUCCUUGCUCAAGAUGGUGUUCAGUGUUUUUCCUCUUGAAGCAGCAACAACGCCACAAGAUAUAAAGUUGUUGCAUCAAAGGGUUCAAGAACUCAUUCACAAGAAUCUUGCUGCUGUUACAACCCAACAGAUAGCACUUGAGCCCAACAGUGCUAACUCAAUCAUUAGCUUCUCACUGUUCGUCCUCAAUGCACUUGCAGAAGUACAGAAGAAUUUCAUUGACCCGUUCAUUGGCUUGCUUUUCCGUGUACUGCAACGUCAUGCACGUGACAUGGGAUCUUCUGCUGGCGGCCAUAUCCGACAAGGACAGAGGCCUGAACUGGAUUCAUCGGUUAACUCACGGCCUACCAUAGAUUCUACUGUCAUAUCUAACAUGAAGACUGUCUUAAAACUUAUAAGUGAGAGGGUGAUGUCCUCUUCUGACCACAGAAAAUCUAUGGGCCAAAUACUUCAAGCUCUUCUUUCAGAGAAAGGCACUGAUUCCAGCAUUCUUCUGUGCAUACUAGACAUGAUAAAAACUUGGAUUGAGGAGGAUUAUAGGCUUGCUUCAUCAACUGGUUCUGUUGGUUCACUUAACUCAAAGGAAAUACUAACUUAUCUUCAGAAGUUAUCAUUAGUUGACAGAAAAAGCUUCCCUCCAGCUGCACAAGAAGAAUGGGAUGCAAAAUACUUGCAGCUUCUUUAUUCACUUUGUGCAGAUUCAACCAAGUAUCCAUUGGCUUUUCGGCAAGAUUUUUUCCAUAAGAUUGAGAGACAGUAUAUGCUUGGACUUAGAGCUAAAGAUCCAGAAAUGAGGAAGCGAUUCUUCAAGCUUUACCAUGAUACAGUGGGAAAAACAUUAUUUUCUAGAUUGCAAUUUAUAAUACAGGUACAGGACUGGGAAGCAGUGAGUGAUGUUUUCUGGUUGAAGCAAGGCCUUGAUCUCAUUUUGGCAAUAUUAGUAGAAAAUGAACCAAUUACACUCGCAGCAAAUUCUGCUCGAGUACCAGCGCUUAUGAUAGCAGGGCCUGUUCCAGAUCGCAUCACCAUGCCACAGCAGGUUCCUGAUGCUCAGGAAAGCAUGGAUGGUACAGCACUAUCGUUUGACUCUCUUGCCGCAAGGCAUGCUCAGUUCUUAAAUGAUGCGAACAAGCUUGUGGUGGCAGAUAUCAUGGCUCCAUUGAAGGAACUUGCAUUUGCUGAUCCCAAUGUCGCAUAUCAUUUGUGGGUGCUUGUUUUCCCAAUUGUUUGGGUCACCUUACAUAAAGAGGAACAAGUUGCCCUAGCUAAGCCAAUAAUUGCACUUCUAUCGAAAGAUUACCACAAGAGGCAGCAGGGUUGCAGACCUAACGUUGCCCAGGCACUUCUUGAAGGUCUUCAUUUGAGCCAUCCUCAACCACGCAUGCCUAGUGAGCUUAUCAAAUAUAUUGGAAAAACUUGCAAUGUGUGGUAUACUGCAAUUGCCUUACUCGAGAGUCAUAUGGUGCUUAUGAAUGAGGCUAAGUGCUCCGAGUCAUUGGCUGAGUUAUACAGACUUCUUAAUGAAGAUGACAUGAGGUGUGGAUUAUGGAAGAGAAAAUCAAUCACUGCAGAAACAAGAGCUGGUCUUUCACUUGUCCAGCAUGGUUACUGGCAACAGGCACAAAAUCUAUUUUACCAGGCUAUGAUUAAAGCUACUCAGGGAACAUACAAUAACACCGUCCCAAAGGCUGAAAUGUGUCUUUGGGAAGAACAGUGGUUAUCCUGUGCGUCUCAGUUAGGCCAGUGGGAAGUCUUAAAAGAGUAUGGAAAAGGGGUGGAGAAUCAUGAAAUUCUUUUAGACUGCCUCUGGAAGGUUCCUGACUGGGCAUAUCUGAAGGAUAAUGUAAUUUCCAAAGCUCAGGUAGAAGAGACACCAAAGUUACGCCUUAUUCAAGCAUUUUUCACUCUCCAUGACAAAGGUACUAAUGGUGUUAGCGAAGCAGAGAACCUCAUCAGCAAAGGUGUUGAACUCGCACUAGAACAGUGGUGGCAGUUGCCUGAAAUGUCUGUACAGUCGCGAAUGCCUCUGCUGCAGCAGUUUCAGCAGUUGGUUGAAGUAAAAGAAUCAUCCAAAAUACUGCUUGACAUCGCAAAUGGUAACAAACCAGCUUCAGCAAGCUCUGGUGCCAAUUCCAACCCAAAUAACUCAUUUGCUGAUCUCAAGGAUAUUCUUGAAACUUGGAGACUUCGUACACCCAAUGAAUGGGAUAAUAUGACUGUUUGGUAUGAUCUGCUCCAAUGGAGGAAUGAGAUGUACAAUUCAGUAAUAGAGGCAUUCAAGGACUUUAUUCAAACAAAUCCUCAGCUUCAUCAUCUUGGCUACCGAGACCAGGCUUGGAAUGUGAAUAAGCUCGCGCACAUAGCUCGCAAGCAAAGUCUUCCUGAAGUUUGUGUAACUAUACUUGACAAGAUGUAUGGUCAUGCUACUAUGGAAGUUCAGGAAGCAUUUGUGAAGAUAUGUGAACAAGCUAAGGCUUACUUAGAAAUGAAAGGUGAACUAGUCAGUGGUCUUAACUUAAUCAAUAAUACCAAUUUGGAAUUUUUCCCUGUGAAGAACAAAGCAGAAAUAUUUCGUCUCAGAGGUGAUUUCCUGCUAAAAAUGAACGAAUGCGAUCCUGCAAAUCAGUCUUAUUCGAAUGCUAUAACUCUUUUUAAGCAUUUGCCCAAAGGAUGGAUUAGCUGGGGAAAUUACUGUGAUAUGGUUUUUAAAGAAACAAAAGAUGAGGUUUGGCUUGAGUAUGCAGUCAGUUGUUUUUUCCAGGGCAUCAAAUAUGGAGUUUCAAACUCAAGGAGCCAUCUAGCUCGAAUUCUCUACCUUCUUAGCUUUGAUGGACAAAAUGAACCCGUUGGAAGGGCUUUGGAUAAAUAUCUUGAGCAGCUGCCUCAUUGGGUUUGGCUUUCAUGGAUACCUCAGUUGUUGUUGUCAUUACAGAGAAGUGAAGCCCAGCACUGUAAAUUGGUUUUGCUGAAGAUAGCUCAAGUUUACCCACAGGCAUUGUAUUAUUGGCUUCGUACAUACUUGAUGGAACGCCGUGAUGUUGCUACUAAAACUGAAAUGGGAAGAAACAUGUUGGCUCAGCAGCGCAUGCAGCAAGCUAUGAUGGCAAACAAUGCGGCCAAUAACUUACCUGACGGGAGUGCAAGGGCAUCUAAUCAUGCAGGUGGUAACAUGACUUCUGACAACCAGUCUCAUCAAGCUUCCCAAUCAGUUGGUGCCGCAGGUUCUCAUGAUGGUGGUAAUGUCCAAGGACAUGAUCUGGACAGAUCUACUGCUGAAGGUGGCACAAAUACUAGCCAUGAUCAAGGUCAACAGAGUUCUACAGGUGCUGAGGGCUCACAAGUUCUGCUAAGGCGUAAUAGCGGACAUGGGUGGGUAACUUCUGCAGCAAGUGCAUUUGAUGCUGCAAAAGACAUAAUGGAAGCUCUUAGAAGCAAACAUACUAAUCUAGCCAAUGAGCUUGAGCUUUUACUGUCAGAAAUUGGAUCACGAUUCGUUACUCUGCCUGAGGAAAGGCUUCUUGCUGUGGUUAAUGCUCUGCUUCAUCGAUGCUACAAGUAUCCAACUGCAACCACUGGCGAGGUUCCACAAUCUCUCAAGAAGGAACUCUCUGGUGUAUGCAGAGCUUGCUUCUCACAAGAUGCUGUUAACAAGCAUGUUGAUUUUGUGAAGGAGUACAAGCAAGAUUUUGAACGUGAUCUUGACCCAGAGAGUGCUACUACUUUUCCUGCAACCCUUGCUGAACUUACAGAGAGAUUGAAACACUGGAAGAACAUUCUUCAGAGUAAUGUAGAGGAUCGGUUCCCAGCAGUAUUAAAGCUGGAGGAAGAAAGCAAAACACUUCGGGAUUUUCAUGUUGUUGAUAUUGAACUCCCAGGGCAGUACUUCACAGAUCAGGAAAUCGCGCCUGACCACACUGUUAAGUUGGACAGAGUCGGACCUGACAUUCCAAUUGUCCGGAGGCAUGGCAGUAGCUUUCGACGGUUGACACUCAUUGGUUCUGAUGGUUCACAGCGCCAUUUUAUUGUUCAAACAUCACUGACUCCGAAUGCUCGGAGUGAUGAAAGGAUGCUGCAGCUAUUCCGUGUGCUAAAUAAAAUGUUUGACAAGCACAAAGAAUCUAGGCGGCGGCAUCUCACUAUCCAUACUCCUAUAAUUAUUCCUGUUUGGUCCCAGGUGCGGAUGGUUGAGGAUGAUUUAAUGUAUAGCACUUUUCUUGAGGUGUAUGAAAUUAACUGUGCACGGCAUAAUAGAGAAGCUGACUCGCCUAUUACAAUUUUCAAAGAGCAGCUUAAUCAAGCUGUUUCAGGGCAGCUCUCUCCUGAAGCAGUUGUGGAGCUACGUCUGCAAGCAUACAAUGAGAUUACAAAAAAUAUCGUUAAUGAUAAUAUCUUCUCCCAAUAUAUGCACAAGAUUCUGCCAACUGGCAACUACCUCUGGACCUUCAAGAAACAAUUUGCAAUCCAAGUGGCUCUCUCCUGCUUCAUGUCGUAUAUGUUGCAGAUUGGUGGCAGGGCUCCUAAUAAAAUUCUGUUUGCUAAAAAUACUGGGAAGAUCUUCCAGACUGACUUCCAUCCAGCUUAUGAUCCAAAUGGAAUGAUCGAGUUCAACGAGCUUGUUCCAUUUAGGCUGACACGCAACCUGCAAGCUUUCUUCUCGAAUUUUGGUGUUGAAGGUCUCAUUAUGUCUGCCAUGUGUUCUGCUGCCCAGUCAGUGGUUUCUCCUAAACAAAGCCAGCACAUUUGGCAUCAUUUGGCUAUGUUUUUCCGUGAUGAACUGUUAUCUUGGUCAUGGAGACGGCCUCUAGGCAUUCCAUCAGUCCCUGUCGCUGCUGGAAUGAUCAACCCAUCAGAUUUCCAACAGAAGGUGGUAAACAAUGUGGAUCAUGUCAUCAAUCGUAUCAAGUCAAUAUCACCACAUUAUCUGGCUGAGGAGGAGGAGAAUGCGACCGAGCCACCACAGUCGGUACAAAGAGGCGUCACUGAGCUGGUGGAAGCGGCGUUGUCGUCGAGGAACCUGUGCAUGAUGGAUCCGACAUGGCACCCAUGGUUUUGA
Miscanthus lutarioriparius is the source of this 8235-nucleotide messenger RNA. NCBI's taxonomy places the organism in Eukaryota, Viridiplantae, Streptophyta, Magnoliopsida, Poales, Poaceae. The record is from the annotation of a GenBank genome assembly.